CUGGCCAGGGCACUUCCUGCAGAGCCGCUGGCGGGGGCAAUGUGGGCCCACUCCUCCCAGGCUCCUCCCAGUGCCCGCUAACACAUCCAGGCCGCCUGCAAUCUCUUCUCCCCUCUGCGGGGUGAGAGCGACAGCCCAAGAUGUGCCCCAGGGUGCUGUGGGCGGCCCUGCCCGUGCUGUCCCUGCUGGCCUGCUCCCUGCAGGGGAAGCCGCUGCAGAGCUGGGGGCGGGCAUCUGCAGGGGGCACCAGCCUCAGCCUGCUGAGGGGACCUGGACGGGAGCCACCCGAGCACACCUUCGACCUGAAGAUGUUUCUGGAGAACAUGAAGGUGGAUUUCUUGCGCAGUCUCAACCUGAGCGGGGUCCCCUCCCAGGACAAAACCAGAGUGGAGCCACCGCAGUACAUGAUGGACCUGUACAACAGGUACACGGCUGACCAGUCGUCCACCCCGGCGUCCAACAUCGUGCGGAGCUUCAGCGUGGAAGAUGCCAUCUCCACAGCCACCACAGGAGACUUCCCCUUCCAGAAGUACAUCUUGCUUUUCAACAUCUCCAUUCCCAGGCAUGAGCAAAUCACCAGGGCCGAGCUCCGACUCUAUGUCUCCUGUCAAAAUCACGUGGACUCCUCUCAUGGGCUAAAAGGAAACAUGGUUGUUUAUGAUGUCCUGGAUGAAACAGAUGCCUGGGAUAGUGCUGUGGGGACCAAGACCCUCCUGGUGUCCCAGAACAUUCAGGACCAGGGCUGGGAGACCUUAGAAGUGUCCAGUGCUGUAAAGAGAUGGGUCCGGGCUGACUCCAGCAAGAGCAAAAACAAGCUGGAGGUGACAGUGGAGAGCCACAGGAAGGGCUGUGACAAGCUGGACAUCAGUGUCCCCCCAGGUUCCAAAAACCUGCCCUUCUUUGUCGUCUUCUCCAAUGACCGCAGCAACGGGACCAAGGAGACUAGACGGGAGCUCAGGGAAAUGAUCAGCCAUGAGCAAGAGAGCGUUCUCAAGAAGCUGUCCAAAGAUGGCCCCACAGAGGCUGGCGAGACCCGGGAGGAUGUGGACAGCAACACGGCCACAGGGUCAUCUUUAGCCAGACGGAAGAGGAGUACCGGGGCUGGUAGCCACUGUCAGAAGACCUCCCUGCGAGUGAACUUUGAGGACAUUGGCUGGGACAGCUGGAUCAUCGCACCCAAGGAGUAUGACGCCUAUGAGUGUAAAGGUGGCUGCUUCUUCCCUCUAGCUGAUGAUGUGACACCAACAAAACAUGCCAUCGUGCAGACCUUGGUGCAUCUCAAGUUCCCCACAAAGGUGGGCAAGGCCUGCUGCGUGCCCACCAAACUGAGCCCCAUCUCCAUCCUCUACAAAGAUGACAUGGGGGUACCCACCCUUAAGUACCACUAUGAGGGCAUGAGCGUGGCGGAGUGUGGAUGCAGGUAAUACCUGCCCACAGGGCAGGGGAGGCAGGUAGGAGGGGAUCCUGAGAGGUCCUUCGUCCCCCUGGGCACCACAAGGACUGAGUCGAUCUGCUUUCCAGCCCAGGGGAGGAAAGGAGCUUGUUGUCCCUCCCAUGCCCACCCAAAGCACACACCACUGGGGCUCAACUGUUGGGGAAGGCACUGACUGGGACCGAGGGGGCGUGGAAUCAUUGUGGGGGUAGGAAGGGAGGUGAAGGAAAGGGGUCAGGGGGGAAAAUAAUUCAGAGUCCACAGAAAACUGAGCAGAAAUGAAACAGAGGAGCAUGGGUGAGGGGAGAUUUAGAGGAGCUGACGAGGCAUGGAAGACGGGCUGAUUCCAGGAACCUCAGAGAGUGAGGAGACAGGAGCAGGCCACACACUCUGUGGCCAUCAUUUCACGCUACUUGCCUGACCCAUGAGAUGAGCAUGCUGGCCUCCAAGUUAACAGAUGCAAAAACUAAAACACAGACACUCCAAGCAGUACCAGCCAAUGGCGUGAUUGAUUCCAACCCAUGUCUGUGGGAGGCUAAAGCUCAGAAUGUUCCCAAGUGCCCCACUGCAGUUUAGCAAGUCCCCCCCGCUAGCCAAAGAGCAAUGAGGGAUCCGGUACCCAGGAGUGCUGGGGGCCAGGCUAUGCUGAGCCCCAUUCAGUCUACACCAGUGUGACUGGGCUGCUUGUCACAUUCAGAUCAUGAUCUGACCAUGGGGGACCUGUGCUCAUUCACUGGCCAAAUGCUUUUUCAUGUCACCCCUGAGUCACUGAAAAACCACCCCUAAACCAACUGCAGGGUAGAAAGAGGGAGUGGUACAAGACAACUGGCCACAUCCUGCAUUGUGGCCAGAGCGGCUGUGACCCACUCGUAUGGCCAGCAGUUCUUACAGGGCCACUUGCUGUCUGCAGACACAGUUUACCCUGAGGGAAGGGGCAGCCCGUGGCCAGCACCUCUACAGUGACUUAUUCAGCACAACCAGCUCAGCACAAGGUUUCCGUGGGUGUCUCCCCACAAGAGAUAUGGAGACAGGGCCUGGAUUUGAAUUUGUUGGAAUUAAAUGUGCUCUUGCUUUGGUAUUUGAAAUCUGCCUAUCUUUACUCUUUCGCAACAUGUGAUCAAGUGAUAAGAUGUCAAGCCUUCCUGGGUGAGGCUCCCCCACCUCUGAAGAACUCCUUAUGGCAGCCACCAGCCCUGCCUGCACCUGCGGGUUCAUCUGUGGAAUGCACAUCCCAGCUGCUCCCAGGAGCCUGGGCAAUGAGACCAGACUC
This is a messenger RNA of Nycticebus coucang (slow loris), 2702 nucleotides long. It is a transcript of the gene GDF2, whose product is annotated as growth differentiation factor 2. Lineage: Eukaryota; Metazoa; Chordata; Mammalia; Primates; Lorisidae. The record is from RefSeq and is a predicted model, not a curated record. Bases 141 to 1424 code for a protein of 427 amino acids. Gene Ontology annotation, biological process: SMAD protein signal transduction; BMP signaling pathway. Gene Ontology annotation, cellular component: extracellular region. The transcript has 2 exons. Gene Ontology annotation, molecular function: growth factor activity; cytokine activity.